Molecule: messenger RNA, 4233 nt
Organism: Achroia grisella
Lineage: Eukaryota; Metazoa; Arthropoda; Insecta; Lepidoptera; Pyralidae
Exons: 3
Coding region: 1-4233 (1410 amino acids)
Source: RefSeq, a predicted model, not a curated record
AUGGCGACAAUACCGACGGCGCUGCCUGCUACUGCUGACCAGGGUGAACACGACCGACAGUCCGCCCACGGUAGCCGCCAGCCCUCACCUACACCGUCCGCUCGGUCCAAUGUGUCAACAUCGAGUGUAGUAAGACGACAACAACUCCUACAACUGCAACUACAAGCCGCAGAAGAGCGCGCCUUAGUACAGACCAAACUGAUUGAAGAGAGACUUGCAAUAAGAUCACAGGCGCUGGAAGACGAAGACAACUGCAUCACGCCUAGCAGAUAUCAGUCCCGCGAAUCGAUACACCUGCCUACAACUUCAGGUAUGAUACAUCACGACAGUAUGCCUCAGACCAUGCCAAUGGCCGUCAAUACUAAUCCUCAGACACAGCCUGUCAUACAUACAGUACCACAACAUAUUCCGCAAUCGCCACAUCAUUAUACAUGUAAACUAGAGAAUGAUAUGUCCAAACUCUUAGCCAGACAGACAUGCACAAAAGAGUUGCCUAUGUACAGCGGUGACCCAGAAGACUGGGCAUUAUUCUAUAGUCAGUAUAAUUCGACAACACGCCUAUGUGGUUAUAGCGACGACGAAAAUAUUGCGAGAUUAUCACGCUGCCUAAAGGGUCGUGCACGUGACGCUGUAUCUGCCCUGUUGGUGAGUGCAACAAACCUGAAAUUAAUUAUUGACACAUUAAAAUUACGAUUUGGUCGACCGGAAUUAAUCAUAGAAGUCAUGUUAAAUAAAAUAAGAGCCAUGCGCGAUAUACGUCACGACGAUGUCAGUCACUUAAUAGAAUACGCGACUGCAAUUCAAAAUAUUGUUGCGACUAUGAAAAUGACAGAUGAAAUCGGACAUUUGACAAAUCCCACAUUGAUAAGGGAAAUAAUUGGAAAAUUGCCGUCUUUAUUGAAAUAUCAAUGGAAGUGGCUAAUGACAGUAGCUAAUGCCGCGACAUAUAUUGCUCCGCUUCCUGUAAAAUAUGUAAAUAAUUCUAUGCCGAGACUGCCGCCUAAGCCUGAACAUAGACAAUGGAGACCAGUGAUAGCUGCGACAUCUUCUUAUUCAGCUUCAUGUGUCCUAUGUAACAGAGAUCAUCGAUUAAGUGACUGCGAUGACUUCAAGCAGAUGACUACUGACGACCGCUGGAAGCUGGUAACUGACAAAAAAAUGUGCUUUUCUUGCCUAUCUCUGCGACAUCAGCUGAAAGCAUGUAGGAGAAAAACUAAAUGUUCAGUACCUAACUGUACACGUGCACAUCACACCCUGCUUCAUGCUGCUCCGCGUGAUGAGUCCGGAGAGAGAGUGGUUUCAGUCAACCAUACCGAAAUGACAGCGAGCAUCGACAACCAACACUCUCAUGUACUACUGAAAGUUAUCCCGGUGGUAGUAUCAGGAACAAAGGGUGAUGUCACUACAUUUGCACUCCUAGACGAAGGAGCAUCUUUGAGCCUAGUUGACAAUGCGCUGCUCGACAGGGCCGGCAUUACCGGACCGACAAGAAGUUUACACAUGCGCGGUGCGUCUGGAAUGUCAACUACAGAGACGGACUCAAAAAUAGUGUCGUUUAAUAUUCGCGGUAUAAAUGAACAAAAUGUGUAUAGUGUAAAUAGUGUGCGUUCUAUAAAUAAUUUGAACAUUUCUGUAGAUAGUAUUUCAUAUAAAAAUAUUGUAAAUAAAUUUCCUUAUGUAAAAGACUAUGUGACAGACUAUAACAUACGACCUAGAAAAAUUGAAUUACUGAUUGGACAAGACAAUAUCGACUUAAUUAUAACUAGACAAAUAAUACAAAGACAUAAGAACGGACCUAUGAUUUCUAAGACAGACUUGGGUUAUGUUUUACAUGGAAACAUUGGGUUCAGUAGUAUAACGAAUGACAGUACUAUAUUACAUCUCUGUUCUUGUGACGAAUUACAUAACCUGGUGAAGAGAUCUUUCUCUACAGAUUCUUUCGGUGUGAAGCAGACAGGCGACUUUCCUCGUUCUCGAGAGGAUCAGCUGGCACUGAAGAUUAUGGAACGGACAACGAAGCUCUUGCCUGAAGGACGAUGGGAGACUGGCUUGUUGUGGAGGUCUGAUGACGUUCAGCUUCCUAACAGCUACCCACAGGCGAAGAGUCGACUCUCAGGUAUUCAGAGAAAGUUUAAUAGGUACCCUGAGUUUGCCGUCAAGUAUGAGGAGAAGAUACAGGAGAACCUCGACAAGAGUUAUAUUUCGAAGCUAUCCUUAGAGGAAGCUUCAGUCAAGACAACCAAAACCUGGUAUCUUCCUCAUUUUGCCGUAUUCAACCCUAAUAAGCCUAACAAAUUACGGAUAGUACUAGACUGUGCCGCCAAGUCUGAUGGUAGGUCACUCAACGAUUUUUUAAUGAGCGGACCGGACCUUUUGACAUCUCUGCCUGCCGUACUAUUAGGGUUCCGUAUAGGUAAAUUUUCUGUUAUUGGAGAUAUUCAAGAAAUGUUUCACAGAGUUCUUAUUAGAGAAGACGACAGACAUGCCCAGAGACUUCUGUGGAACGACGACAUAUAUAUAAUGAAUGUUAUGACCUUCGGAGCAGUCUGCUCACCAUCAUCAGCACAAUAUGUCAAAAAUAUUAAUGCCCGCAGAUAUGAGACGACCUGUCCUGAGGCUGUAAAGGCAAUUGUUGACCAUCACUAUGUCGACGACUACAUUCACUCCUUUGACGACGAGGACGAUUUAAUACGAGUGGUGGAUGACGUUAUACGUAUACAUGCCUCUGGUGGUUUCAACUUAAGAAACUUUGUUUCGAAUUCCCAAAGACUUUUACAGCACUUACCUAUAGACAAGCUUGCUCCGAGUAGCCUGAAGAUUCUCUCCGACUCCAAGGAUGACCAGAUCGAGCGUGUACUUGGAGUACGCUGGAACCAAGAGACUGAUGAGUUUGUCUUUGAACUCAAGUUUCCAAAGGUAAGUGAGGACAUUAAGACCGGGCUAAAGAAACCAACCAAGCGUGACGUGUUGAGAUUGACAAUGUCCAUCUUUGAUCCAUUGGGUUUCCUCCUGUACGUCACAGUAAGGGGUCGAAUACUCCUACAAGAUGUGUGGAAAUCUAAAAUCGGAUGGGACGACGAAGUCGAAUCGAGUCACUUCGAGAAGUGGCAAUUAUGGUUGACGGAACUUCAAAAGAUCAGUACGUUUAGACUUCCGCGUUGGUUCUUUACUGACAUGUGUGACAAACAAGUUACAGAACUACAUGUAUUCUGCGAUGCAAGUAGUAAGGCAUACGCAAGCGUUGCUUACCUUCGUGUCAAGACGGUAGACGGAAGCUGUCACGUAUCCUUCAUCAUGGCACGUGCUCACGUCGCUCCGCUGAAGGUGAUGAGUAUACCCCGACUCGAGCUGCAAGCUGCACUCAUGGGUGCUAGGCUAGCUCAAACCUUGAAGAGACACUUUGACACAAGCGUAACGCUAUGGUCUGACUCUAAGACUGUUUUAAGCUGGUUGCGUUCUGAUAGCGGUCGUUUCAAGCCUUUCGUCGCUCAUCGUGUCAGUGAGAUCUCCGAGAUAACCGACGUCAAUCACUGGAGGUGGGUACCAUCAGGACUGAACGCUGCAGAUGACGCUACAAGAGACACGACAAUUGAGGAUAACGUGAGGUGGCUACAUGGACCACAGUUUCUUCGUAUGUCUAAGCAGUUCUGGCCAUUAGAAGAUAACGACGUAGCUGUGGAUCCUACAGACAUUGAAGUAAAAACUCUCUGCGUCUUAACAGUUGUACCUUUCGAGCUACCUGAUAUCAGCCGCUUUUCUAAAUUCUGGAGGCUAAUAAGAAGUACCGCCUGGUUUUUUCGAGCUGUAUACAACUGGUCCCACAAAGACAAUAGAAAGAAGGGUGAAUUAACAGUAGACGAAAUUAAAAUAGCAGAAAAGUCGUGGAUUAAAGAAAGCCAGGGAAACUUAUUCCAUAAUGAAAUAAGUUGUUUGAAGAAGUCUGGACAGGUAGACAAAGACAGUUGCUUGCGACAGCUGACACCUUUUUUAGACAAAGACGACAUUCUUCGCGUUGGUGGGAGGAUUAGUGAGGCCGACGUUAAUAGUGAUACUAGGCACCCCAUCAUUUUGCAUCCAAAAGACAAUUAUACUCGUCUGCUAAUGCACCAGUAUCAUCAAGACGCAGCCCAUACAGGACGAGAGCUGGUUUUCAACAAUUUAAGACAGCGUUUUUGGGUAAUUGGUGGAAGAAAUGCUGUCAAGUCUGUCUGGAACGACUGUCAAUACGACUGA